This is a messenger RNA of Vicugna pacos (alpaca), 1096 nucleotides long. The record is from RefSeq and is a predicted model, not a curated record. NCBI's taxonomy places the organism in Eukaryota, Metazoa, Chordata, Mammalia, Artiodactyla, Camelidae.
CUUCACCUGUCAGUCUCUCGGCUCUUUGGCGGUAGCUGUUUCUCCUGACUUCUUACUUCUUAAUUUCCAGGUCUCGCAUUUACUGCCAUGUCCUCUGAAGAAGGGAAGCUCUUCGUGGGAGGGCUCAGUUUCAACACUGACGAGCAGGCUCUGGAAGACCACUUCAGCAGCUUUGGGCCUAUUUCUGAGGUGGUCAUUGUCAAGGACCAGGAGACUCAGCGAUCCCGGGGUUUUGGCUUCGUCACCUUUGCCAAUCCAGAGCAUGCCUCAGAUGCCAUGAGAGCCAUGAAUGGAGAGUCUCUGAAUGGUCGCCAGAUCCGUGUGGACCACGCGGGCAAGUCAGCCUGAGGAACAAGAGGAGGGGGUACCUUUGGGUCCUAUGGGUGUGGUCGUGGCUACCCUAGAGGUGGUGGAGACCAGGGCUAUGGAGGUGGCAGGUAUGACAGUCGACCUGGAGGAUAUGGAUACGGAUAUGGAUAUGGAAGGUCCAGAGACUAUGGCGGCAGAAGCCAGGGUGGUUAUGACUGCUACUCAGGAGGAAAUUACAGGGACAAUUACGACAACUGAAAUGAGGCAUACACGCCUAAUGUAGAUGCACAAGGAAUAAAACUUCUGAUCCAGGACCUUCCUUCCAAAUGGCUGUGUUUAUAAAGAUAUUUGGAGCUGCACUGAAACAUCUGGGUUUUUUUAAAGUACAUCAAGCUUUUUUUUUUUUUAAUUGAGCUCCCAAGGUAGCUUGUUAAAGACUUUUCAGAAAGCUCCAUGUUUUUUUCUAAAAAUUUCCUGUUUAAAGACAAAUUCUGAGACAUCUGUAGUGUCUGGGUAAUUUUUUCUUUUUACCAGUUGUUUUAAUUCAGGCUGUCAGAAUUAUCAAAAAUGUUUGGCCAGACUGAUUUUUUUUGAAGAUAAUAUGCAUCUAGGAGCAUGUAAAAAACCUGUAUGCAAUGUUUUCAGUUGUCAUUAGAAAGCAAUUUACCACUGUAACUAAGAAAUGAAGAACAUAAUUACUUAGGGGUACUUUUUACUCCAGAUAUCUGCCUUCGUUAUAUAGAAGUUUCUUAAAAAUAUUUGUACGUCAGUUUUUGAUACUGGAAGA